ACAUCAACGCAAUGAGCAACUAGGUAUUUUCAAUGAAGAUAGGGACACCCAUUUGUUCCCCAUCAACCUUUAGCAAAGAAUCUAGAAUUAUAUCCUUUCUCUUUCAACAUCCAUAUUUAAAAACCCUCACCUCAGGCUUCUCAUGGAAACCCAAAAACAACUCACUUCUUUCUCUAACAUGGCAACCAUUCAAUCUUCACCAGCCAAUACUUCCUUCUCCAAGUACCUCCAGUCACUUUCACAAACCCCUCACAGGCUUAAGAGGAGAAUGCUAGCUACAUGGACCCCAGACCAGGAACUUAACCAAGUAAGGCAAAGGUCUGGUGCAGAUAUGAAGAGGAAACUCAAAUGGCAUGACUUGAUUGCUCUUGGUAUUGGAGGCAUGCUUGGUGCUGGUGUCUUUGUCACCACUGGCACUGUGGCUCGUGAUAACUCUGGCCCUGCAGUUUUCAUCUCUUAUAUUAUUGCUGGCAUAUCAGCUCUUCUUUCUUCUUUAUGUUACACUGAAUUUUCUGUCCAGAUUCCCGUUGCCGGGGGCGCCUUCAGUUACCUCAGUGUUACCUUUGGAGAAUUUGUAGGCUAUUUUGCUGGGGCAAACAUCCUGAUGGAGUAUGUACUAUCAAAUGCUGCGGUUGCAAGAAGUUUCACUGACUAUUUUUGCCGUGCUGUGGGGGAGAGUCAUCCAAACUCAUGGAGAGUUGAAGUGGAUGGACUAGUAAAGGGUUAUGAUAAGUUGGAUUUCAUAGCAGUUGCUCUUAUUCUUCUUCUCACUCUCUGUCUUUGCCAUAGUACUAAGGAAAGCUCAAUGUUGAACCUUAUUAUGACAGUCUUCCAUGUGAUUUUCUUUGGAUUUAUCAUAAUUGCUGGCAUCUGCAAUGGGAGUGCCAAGAACUUGGUUAAGCCAGGAGGGCUUGCUCCUUUUGGUGUCAAGGGUGUUGUUAAUGGAGCAGCUAUAGUAUACUUCAGUUUUAUCGGCUAUGAUUCGGUUUCAACGAUGGCAGAAGAGAUCCAAAACCCUUCAAGAAGUCUUCCUGUGGGCAUUAUGGGUUCUGUUCUCAUAGUCUGUGUGCUAUAUUGCCUCAUGGCCUUGUCUUUGUGUAUGCUGGUACCUUACAGUAAGAUACCCAAAGAAGCAUCCUUUUCUGAUGUUUUCCAAAUUACUGGGUGGAACUGGGCGAGCAAUGUGGUUGGGGCUGGAGCAAGUUUGGGAAUAGUUGCUUCUCUCCUGGUUGCCAUGUUAGGCCAAUCAAGGUACCUUUGUGUUAUUGGAAGGGCUCGGCUGGUGCCUUCUUGGUUGGCCAAAGUGCAUCCCUCCACAGGCACCCCAUUGAAUGCUACACUCUUCUUAGGGCUUUGCACGGCUUCAAUUGCACUCUUCACUGACCUCGACAUAGUUCUUCAGAUGAUCUCCAUCAGCACAUUAUUGGUAUUCUACCUAGUAGCCAAUGCUCUCAUCUACAGGCGAUAUGCGAUCAUUAGCCAAAACCCACCUUCACAUACCCUCUUGUACCUCUUCCUUCUCUCAUCUACUGCAAUUAGCUUCUCCAUUUCAUGGAAACUUGAAAAACAAAUAUGGGUUUCAUCUAUAUUUGGUGUAAUUAUGAUUGCCAUCACAGCUUUCUUUCAAAACAAGAUACCUUCCAUCAGCCAACCAAACGAAGAGUGGUCAGUGCCAUUCAUGCCAUGGCCAGCUGCAAUAUCAGUAUUCCUUAAUGUGUUUCUCAUGACCACAUUAAAGCUGCUGUCUUUUCAAAGGUUUGCUAUAUGGGCAUUUUUAAUUACUGUGUUUUAUGUGUUGUAUGGUGUACACUCAACUUAUGAAGCUGAAGAGAUGGAAGUGGGUGUUGAUGAAAUACAACACCCACAACUUCAGCAAAGUAAGCUAGAAAUUCAAGUGCUAUAAGGACCAAAGAAAAGGAAAAAGUUUACUCUGUCCUUUUGUCCUUCUGUAAUUAAUUAUCCUUUACUGCUUUUUCUAAAGCAUUUUACUUUCA
Manihot esculenta (cassava) is the source of this 1994-nucleotide messenger RNA. RefSeq names its product cationic amino acid transporter 6, chloroplastic. The record is from RefSeq and is a predicted model, not a curated record. Gene Ontology annotation, biological process: transmembrane transport; amino acid transport. Gene Ontology annotation, molecular function: amino acid transmembrane transporter activity. Bases 143 to 1903 code for a protein of 586 amino acids. The transcript is spliced from 5 exons. NCBI's taxonomy places the organism in Eukaryota, Viridiplantae, Streptophyta, Magnoliopsida, Malpighiales, Euphorbiaceae. Gene Ontology annotation, cellular component: plasma membrane.